AAACAACUCUCUUUCUUAUUCUCCUUCUUCUUCUUCCGGAGUUCUCAUGGCAAUGGAGCUUCGCUCGUUACAGACGCCGAGCGCGAACGCGAUCGCCUCUUCACGAGCUGGGCCGCUCGAGAAGCCGUUCCUUCGCUGCCAGGUCUUGCAGUUGCCGAGCCAUGCGAAGCGUUAUCGGUUCGUGGGGAAGGCGAGACCUCUCGAGCUCAGAGCUCUAGCUUCAGGUGCAACCAGAAUGAGCUCUGCGACAACUGAAGCAAUACCAAGUAAUGUUGAUAAGAAAGAUGAGGGUCUUGUAUUUGUUGCUGGUGCGACUGGAAAAGUUGGAUCACGGACUGUGAGGGAGCUUUUGAAAUUAGGGUAUCGAGUCAGAGCCGGAGUGCGAAGUGCUGAAAGAGCAGUAGCUCUUGUGCAGAGUGUUAAACAGAUGAAGUUUGAGGGGGAUGACUUAAAGGAGGGGUUUAAACCUGUAGAGAAGCUUGAAGUUGUGGAAUGUGACUUGGAGAAGCCCGAUCAGAUUAGACCAGCCUUAGCCAAUGCUUCCGUGGUUAUAUGUUGCAUUGGUGCCAGCGAAAAGGAAGUGUUUGAUGUGACGGGCCCAUACAGAAUUGACUAUAUGGCUACGAAGAACCUCGUUGAUGCAGCAACUUUGGCCAAAGUUAACCACUUCAUCAUGGUUUCAUCUUUGGGAACAAAUAAGGUUGGAUUUCCGGCGGCUAUACUGAAUUUGUUUUGGGGAGUGUUGAUCUGGAAAAGGAAAGCUGAAGAAGCACUCAUAGCCAGUGGUAUUCCUUACACUAUAGUGAGGCCAGGGGGAAUGGAGCGGCCAACUGAUGCUUAUAAAGAAACUCAUAAUAUUACUCUUUCAGAGGAAGAUACUUUAUUUGGAGGCCAAGUUUCAAACCUUCAGGUGGCAGAACUCAUGGCAGUCAUGGCCAAAAACCGUGGCCUUUCAUACUGUAAAGUGGUGGAAGUAAUUGCCGAAACGACUGCUCCACUGACUCCCAUGGAAGAGCUUCUUGCUAGGAUACCAUCUCAAUGCCAAGAACCACAGGAACCUGAUGCUUCUGAUUAUACUUCUCCUGCACCUUCUAAUGUAACCACACCGGUGCCUCCAAACAUCCCAGUUGUUGAGGAAAUUUCCACAGGCAAAGCAGUUGCAACUAGGCCACUCUCUCCUUAUCCCACUUACGAUGAUCUGAAACCACCUACUUCCCCGACUCCAACUCCACCCAGUAAUCAAAAAGUAAAUCCAGAUACCGUCACCCAGAUAGAUGCUUCAGACAGUCAAAUGAGUGCAGCAGACUCUACGUCUAGUGUCGAUGAGAUAGAAGUGAAAGUUGCACCUGAGAAAGCAAAACCUCUUUCUCCUUUUGUCGCGUCCAAAGAUCUGAAACCGCCUGUAUCACCUGCUCCAACUCCAUCUAGUGGACAACAAGAAAAUCCUGAUACUGUCUCUAAGAUCGAUCCUUCUGACAGUCCAAUGAGUGGACCAGAAUCUCUAUCUAGCAUUGAUGAAAUAAAAAUGAAAGUAGCAGCUGAGAAAGCAACACUGCUUUCUCCUUACGUCACAUUCAACAAACUGAAGCCACCAAGCUCACCUAGUCCCAAACCAAGUGGUCCCACAACCAUGCCUCUCCCAUUAUCGCUAAAACAGAUGACGUUUUGACCCCUGUUGUUGGAGGCAACGAUGUGGCAAUUGAAAGUGCUACGAUUGUUGAAAGUUAUGGGUCACCCUACUAUGUAUAUGAAGAUUUGAAGCCCCCAACUUCACCAUCUCCCAGUGUACCAAUCACACAGCCUCCAUCUUCAGUCUCUGUGAACGUAUCAGGAAAUGGUGCACCACCGCCUCAGCCUUUGAUGACAAACAAUCCCGAAGACCGGGAGGAA
Messenger RNA from Syzygium oleosum, 1890 nucleotides. RefSeq names its product protein TIC 62, chloroplastic. The transcript is spliced from 15 exons. The record is from RefSeq and is a predicted model, not a curated record. NCBI's taxonomy places the organism in Eukaryota, Viridiplantae, Streptophyta, Magnoliopsida, Myrtales, Myrtaceae. Bases 47 to 1669 code for a protein of 540 amino acids.